CUUCCUGUUCCCUGAGCAGGAGGACGAGGACCGAACCGGACUCCUGCUGCUGGAGGACAAAGAUGAAGAGGAGGCAAAGGAGUCUGAGGAUGAGGGUGGAAUGCGGCAGGAGGUGCAGGCCGAGAAGAAAGCGGCGUGGGUGGACGAGGAUGACGAGCUGGAGGAAGAGGUGGACAUGAAGCACCGUUUCCGUAGAAACCUGAUGAAAGGCGAGGCGGAGUCCGCCAUGACCAAACAGAAACUGCAGCAGAGGAUGAGGGAGCAGUUCCAGAAGGCGAUGGGAGGAACUCCAUCAUGGGCGGAGAGCAGCGACCAGAAGAGGAGGAGGAGGAGGAGAGAUGAGGAGGAUGAAGAUGAGGAGGAUGAAGAUGAGGAGGACGACCUGCUGAGGAGGACGGGAAACUUUGUGGCGUCCUCGGACAGCCUGCCCAGCGGCAUCCUGAGGGUGAAGAAGUGUCUCCACGCCAACAGCGCCCGUCCGUCUGAGGACAGGCUGACCACCGUCCAGUUCCACCCCAGCGCUCAAGUCGUCAUGACGGCCGGCCUCGACCAGUCCGUCUCCCUGUUCCAGGUGGACGGGAAGACGAACCCGAAGAUCCAGAGCAUCCACCUGGAGCGCUUCCCCGUCCACAAGGCGCAGUUCAGCGUGGACGGAGAGACGGUGAUCGCCACCAGCCUCAAGAACAAGAUGUUCUACCUGUACGACAUGAUGGAGGGCCGCGUCUCACCUGUGCACACCGUCAGAGGUCUGAAUGAAGCUCGAGUGAAGGAGUUCUCCGUGUGUCCUGAAGGAGGCGCUCUGCUGCUCACAGGCACCAACGGAUACCUGCACGUCCUCACCCUCAAGGUAACUCCUCCCCCUUGCCCCUCCCCUCUGCUCCUGAUUCCUCCUGAUAACUCAAGCUGUGUCCCAAUCCAGCAGCCGCACACUUCACAGUACCCUCACUUCGCAGACUACGUGGGGCGG
Neolamprologus brichardi is the source of this 967-nucleotide messenger RNA. Lineage: Eukaryota; Metazoa; Chordata; Actinopteri; Cichliformes; Cichlidae. The record is from RefSeq and is a predicted model, not a curated record.